GGCGGAUGCGGCCUCGCUUGCGUCACGCGCGGGUAUCGAUCUGCGGGCGGGCAGGCAGGUGCGUGGUUGCUUGGCCGCCGCCAGUCGCCAGCGCAGCAGCAGCUGGGCAGCAGGCAGCGUCAUGAAGCGGGGCCAGCGGCCGCCUGCACUCGCCUCGCUCGCCUCGCUCGCCUCGCUCGCCUAGCUCGCCCUUCCAGCCCGCGGCCAUGGUGCACCUCAGGGUACGGACUGGCAUGGUGAUGGUGAGCGAUGGAAAAAGCCGGCCACAGCCAAUGCGGUUGCAACUUUCUAUGGAACUGCUUCGGCUGCAGAAAGAAGAACUGUCACCGGUGACACAAAACUUCAACCAGAUUACACCUCUAGACUCAAGGGAACGCAUGGUUAGUGUAACAAGGCAGAAAAUGGGUGGACUAGGGCUAAGUAUAAAAGGUGGAGCUGAACAUAAAAUUCCCGUCUUGAUUUCUAGGAUAUUUAAGAAUCAAGCAGCAGCUCAGACUUGUCAACUAUUUGUGGGAGAUGCUAUAAUAAAAGUGAAUGGCGAGUAUAUAACAUCGUGUAGUCAUGACGAUGCAGUGAAUAUUCUACGUAAUGCUGGUGAUAUUGUAGUUCUCACGGUGAAGCACUACCGAGCGGCAGCAAAGUUUCUCCAAGACGCAUCUCAACGGCACUUGGACAACACGGGAAUUCACACGAACACCAGUGAAACGGAGUGGAUUUCGCCAAACCAGUCUCCAAAUGGAAUCCAAAGCAAGUGGAUUGACGUAAUAACAGUUCCACUGAUGAUGGCGUACGUGACGCGGUACAUAUUUGGCACGGACAAACUGCGCCCGAACGCGUUUGAAGUUAGGGGCCUGAAUGGUGUGAGCACCGGAAUAAUUCACUGUGAUGACGCGGCCAUUCUCUCCCAGUGGCUGAAGUACAUAACAGACAAUAUCGUGGGGCUUACUCAUUUGCAGAUGAAGCUCUACAAUCGCAAUUUCUCAUCGUGUGAUCGUAUAGAGUACAUGGGUUGGGUGAACGAAGGUGUUCUCAGCAACAACCAACCGUGGCAAAGUUAUAAGCCACGGUUCCUCACGCUGAAGGGCACGAGUGUGCUACUGUUCGAUUUACCACCAUUGAACGUAAUGGACUGGCUGCGAGGAAAGCUCGUGUUCAAAGUAUACGAGACCAUGUUCCGAGUGCUGAAGGAGUCCGAGAACGUGGACGAGAGGCAACAUUGUUUCCUGAUCCAGACGUCGGGGCACGAGUCGCGCUACCUGUCCGUGGAGACGCGGCAAGAGUUGCUCCGCAUCGAGAACGCCUGGCAUUGCUCGCUAUGCAGCGCCGUCGUCAAACUUGGGAGUAAAACCUUCUCAGUGACAUCAAGUGGAAAAAGUUCUGGCUUGACUCUGGAUUGGAACAUGGGGUUUGCGCUUCAUGAAAAUGAAUCGAAAACAUUAAUAUGGAAAUACAAAUUUUCUCAACUGAAAGGUUCUUCAGACGAUGGAAAAUGUAAACUGAAACUACAUUUCCAGGAUAGCGACACGAGAGACAUUGAAACAAAGGAAUUGGAAACACCAACUUUGCAGAACCUUUUGUUCUGCAUGCAUGCCUUCCUUACAGCCAAAGUUGCCUCCGUGGAUCCAGCAUUCUUAAGCUCAAAAACAAACUGAAGAACAAAUUACCUCGAACGUUCUUGAUACACGGUUAUUUGCUGAAACUGCAGCUGAUGUGCUGGUCUAUUUGUCUUUUGGAACUUCAAGAAAUUUGUCUCCAUUCCCGCCACUGUUUGAAGAUAACGAGAUCAGUUCGUUGUUUUAUUAAAGUAAUAAUUUAUUUCUUGACGCACAAAGUUUUUAAGUAACCAUCAGAAUUUCAUUAAAUAAAAUGUAAUAUUCGAUGCACUAUUGUUGUCAUUGUUUUACGUUUUAAUAAAACGAUCAGUCCUGAAUAACAUUUGGUAUUACUGAAAAUAACGAAUUUACAAACUUUUACUCUUUAACAAGCUAUUUAUCAAAUUAACACUUUCUGUGUACAUCGAGAUAAAUAUUUAAAGCAUAAUACAAUGACAAUUAUAUAAGUACACUUUGUUGAUUCAGAAACUAUAAUUACGUAAAACCACACAAAACGAAUAACUGCGGACGUCGUAGAUAACUAUGUGCAUACAACCUUUAUACUUUAAAUUUUAAUAUAUAUAAUGUUGUUUUAUCUUAUGCAUGUUUUUGAGAUUUACUAUUCGUAUAUUGCUUGUUAUUUUUAACGAAGUGCGUCUGUGUUAAUAGGAUAGAAUAGAAAAAAAAUUCGUUACUCUAACCUACCACCAUAGCAAUAUAAUAUUUGAUAUCGUUUAUAAACAUAGUAGAUUUAUAAUGGAUCCCACAAAGUGAAAGUGAAUAAAUUAAAACAGUUGAUUUUAAAUAAUUGUUAGUUACGAAUCAAUGUAAAGUUUAAUAUAUCAUGUAAAUAAAACGCUGUUGUUAUAUGUUAACUCAUGGCAGUUUGAAACGAAGUUGCCAAUCAUUACUCUAUAAUUUUGUCUCUAUUAUGUUAAAAUUUAUAGUUUUUAACUACAUGAGCCUUAUUUAUCAUGUGUGAAUCUCACCUUACCUUAUUUCCUGUUGAGCGUCAUUUCACAUCAUUCUUCUAACUAUGUUGUAAUCAACAUUAAAGUAUUUAUUUUAUUUUAUUUCAAAUACUUGCACAUCAAGAAGUAUAUGUUACCUGUAUUGAACACAACAAAUGAAGUAAUAUUUGUUAUCCGUAUUUGAAACACCAUGUAAGUUACCAUAGAAUUUGAGAUAUAUUGUUACACAAAUGUCAUUAAAGAGAUUAUCAUGAUGUAGAAAUUAAAAUAUGAAAUAAAAUAUUUAUUAUUU
This is a messenger RNA of Bacillus rossius redtenbacheri, 2855 nucleotides long. It is a transcript of the gene Syn2, whose product is annotated as gamma-2-syntrophin. Lineage: Eukaryota; Metazoa; Arthropoda; Insecta; Phasmatodea; Bacillidae. Bases 207 to 1652 code for a protein of 481 amino acids. Gene Ontology annotation, cellular component: dystrophin-associated glycoprotein complex; intracellular anatomical structure. Gene Ontology annotation, molecular function: structural molecule activity; protein binding. The transcript has 11 exons. The record is from RefSeq and is a predicted model, not a curated record.